This is a messenger RNA of Ceraceosorus guamensis, 2190 nucleotides long. RefSeq lists its product as hypothetical. The record is from RefSeq and is a predicted model, not a curated record. The transcript is spliced from 3 exons. Lineage: Eukaryota; Fungi; Basidiomycota; Exobasidiomycetes; Ceraceosorales; Ceraceosoraceae. Bases 210 to 2033 code for a protein of 607 amino acids. Gene Ontology annotation, molecular function: iron-sulfur cluster binding.
CGCAGUGUGAUUUGAAAUGCUCGCCAAUCAAAACCAGGCUCCUACAAUUGGAAUCGCUCUCCACUCCUGCCGUUGUUGAUGUCUUUCAUCCAGGGUCAGCUGACUGGACCGCAAGCCCGAAUGCUUGGAAGCCAGUCGCGCCCGCGAGCCCCAUCUUCCUGGCCACCAUUCAUGACCAGCAAACCCUAGAUGCUACGACGCGCGCCGACAUGAGCAGGCUUCUGACAGGUCUCGGACCCUCGACGCUCCAUGCGCAGGGCUUACAUAUCCUGUGGGAGGUACCGGUGGAGCACUUCAAUAGAGCACGCGGCAGAUAUCGAUCUCGCCUUGGGGUGACAGCGACGGGUGUGUCCGGCGUCUCGCGUGCUGCAUUCGCUCGCACAUCUUCAGCGGUGCUACUCGCGCGCAUCACCACUCCGAGCGUUCGGAGAUGGCAACACAGUUCCGCAUGGAUCCUGCCGCCAAAUGCAGAUAUGCAGACAGCUUUAGACUCUAGCGGAAAGGUUCCAGCUGCACCUUAUGACCCGACACCGCUGGCAGGUAGCGCUCCUUCAUACAGAACACAGAUCGUCAUCGUACCGCAAAAGCACAGACGAGGAAGUUCUUGGCCCAGUCACAUCGACAGCGUGUCUCCCUUGUUAUCUGAGCUCUCGAGCAGAAGCAAAGAAGGCGGAUCGCUCGAAGGAUGCAAUGUCAACCUCGCAGAGCUUCUUGGGCCAUCCAAGGAGCUAGCGGCAUGGGAGGCAGACAUUACUUCAGCCGGUGGCGCAAGCUCGACCUCUGCGCCUUUGAGAGAGUGGGAUUCCGCACAGUCCAGGUUUCUGAGAGCGCCUCCGGGGGGCGCAGCGGACGAGGAGCUGUACGCAAUGCUGCUGUAUCGUGAUGGGAAAGCUGCAAGCAUACAGUCCCUUUCAUUCAAGACCCUCGAUCAGGGUUCUCCGCUAGCCACCAAGAUCGAAGACGCUCUUUCUCACGCCAAACGGCAGACAGCUCGAUCACAGCCAGAGGAUGUUUCCGACAUUUUCGUUUGCAUUCACGGUAGCAGAGAUUGCAGGUGUGGGAUAGCGGGAGGUGAGCUUUGCGAAAGGCUCGAGGAGGAGACACGCAAAUACCGGGAACGUACGCUCUUGGACGGCGCCAAGCCCAAAAGGGUUCGGAUCUGGGGCAUUGGGCAUGUUGGUGGUCACAAGUGGGCUGCAAACGCCAUCGUGCAACCUAGCGGUGACUGGUACGGAAAUCUACGCAAUUCUGAUGCACCACUCGUCUUGCGCUCUGCAUUAGCCCCUCCCACAUCAUCCUACGAUUUUGAAGACAAACGCGAAAAGCUGGUUCACUGGCCGAGGUGGAGAGGCCGGCAAGGACUUAGCAAAGAGCAGAUGGCGAAAAAGUACGAGCAUUGGGGCCCACCAACUGUGCAAACUGCAAUCGUCGUUCCCAGAGCGCGAGCACCUGCAGCGGCGGCAAGCGGAGCGUCCAAGUCAGCAACUGGCAGCCAAGACAGCGCCACUGAUCCCGUUGCUGUUGCAGCAUCAUCGUCGGAGCUACAAGCCACUCCUCAAGCACCAAGAGAGAGUGCAGCGACCGGUCAGCCGGUCACUUUGCGUUUCGUCGACUGGCAAGGUGAAGAGUACGAAGUGCACAGUACAGUCGGAGAGACCAUCAAAGAUGCUGCGAAGCGCGCCAAUCUACCCUCCAUCGAGGCUACCUGCGGAGGUGUCUGCGAAUGCGCUACGUGUCAUGUAUACCUAGUGACGCCCACUCGCACUGCAGAUGCCUCACUGACCGUAGACGCUCCGAAAGACGCCGCCUUACCUUUUGCUCCGAGACAACGCUUCUCUAUUCAGUCACCGCCGUCUGCGUCCGCUCUGGUCGACAACCCAAAGGCAACGCCGACGGAUGAAGAACAAGACAUGCUGGAGUAUGCGAUUGGCAGGGAGGAAAGCUCGCGUUUGGCUUGCCAGCUCAUUUCCACGCCUCGGCUUGCUUCUUGGAUGCAAACCCAGAACGGCAGGAUACUCUUGCCGAGGUUCUAACAGAUGGCACUUCGCCAAGUCGCCUCGAGACCUCAUUCUGAUCACCACUCCAUUGCUCUUUUAGAAAUCGUGACAUUGUAUCAUAUGCAGGAAGCGUUACGCGCCAAGACAUCGCACUUGUCCACAAUCAGGGUUGCGGCACCCACGUGAAAAAGUC